Coregonus sp. 'balchen' is the source of this 8542-nucleotide messenger RNA. The record is from the annotation of a GenBank genome assembly. Lineage: Eukaryota; Metazoa; Chordata; Actinopteri; Salmoniformes; Salmonidae.
GUAGCAUACACAUGGUGCGCUGCAGCUUUUUUGACACACUCGCGGGAAUUUAAUAUAAUCAAAACGUUUGCUACUACAUUUGAAACAACCUACUAUGUCACGAAAACUACAAUAAGUCAACACGUGUGUUUCAUUCAACUAGAUAGUUAUGGCUGAAUGUCCAGCAAGUAUUGUUUUGCGAUGUGAAGGAGUCGAGGUAAGGGUUUUAUAGCAUAGCUAGCAAGCUAUCUCCCUCCACCAAUAUGACGAGACUAGCUAACGUUAGCCACUGAUAAAGUUGACAGCUAGCCACUUAUGAAAUUAACAUGUAUUUUGUUUCUGGUUUGAUGUAGAAUAAAGGGUCUGUGGCUACUGACAACUCGGCACUGGUAAAGGCCUAUGACGAAGCCCUUCAAACAUUUCGGGUAAAGUUGACAAAUAUACAAGCUCCUUCCCCUUUCUGUGGUUAAGAUAUAGUUGGUGUAGUGCAGACUGCAGAGCCAUGCAUUUUUUCUUCUUCUAAAUACAUGGCUCUGGUGUAGUUUUACUUAACUAACAAGCUAUAUUCAGCUCAAGGAGAUGGGACAAAGGGAAAGGAAGCACCUCAUGAGAUUUUCCCCUUGUGAAUCGAUGGUGGUUGGCAUGGCUUGAAACCAAAAACAAUACAUGUCAACCUAAUGAAUCUCAUUUGUUUCAUUCAUCCUUCAGAGCUCAAACAUUGAAAAAGAGAGUGGUGAGAAGCUUUGCGACAAUCUACAGAAACUGUCUGAGUCCGAAUCGUGUGUGCCAAGUCUGGAACCAGUUGACCUAAGGGCAAACUCAAAGGUAGUCAAUAGAUGGAACACUGACAUUUUUGGUGUGUGUAGGCUUGAUGCUUUUCCUCAUGAUCUUUGGUCUCUGAUUCUCUUAAUGCUAUGUGGUCAGAUGGCCCCUUCUAAAUCAAGAGAUUCACCCCUUGUGAAUUGACGAUGGGGCGAUUGGUGGGCAUGUGUUAAAACCGAAAACAAAUAGGCCUAGCGUGAAUGUCUCCUCCAUGUUUUCAUCAGAAGAACAAUGAUCCAAUAACAAAUCCUGAAUCAUUUCCUUUGUCUUUGUUUUAUCCUUUAGAGCUGUAAUGAUGAAAAAGAGAGUGAUGAGAGGGUUGGAGACAACCCACCGAAACUGAUGGAAUCAAAACUGAUAGGCUAUAUGGAAGAAUACGAUUUGUGGGAUGUGGUCAGAGGAUGGUCCCUUCCAUUUCAUGAAAUUGACUCCUUGUGAAUUGAUGAUGUCCUCAAACCAAAAACCAAUAACAUGAAUGUCUUCAUCAGAAGAACAAUUUUCCAACACUGAAUCCUGAAUAAUCUCCUUUGUUUCAUCUUUAUCUUUUAGAGCGAUGAAAAUGAGAGCGAUGAGAAGCUUGCAGACAAUUCACAGAAACUCUCUGAAUCUUGUGUGCCAAGUAAGGGACCGUUUGACCCAAAGGCAAACUUAAAGGUAAUCAGUUAGGCUAUUGAUGGAAGACUGAUAUUUUUGUGGCGUAUAAAGGUUGAAGCUUUUUCUCAAUGCGCUUUCUAUCUGUGAUUCUUUGAGCAGUGGGAGGUAGGUUCCCACUGCAAGGCUGUGUGGUCACAGGAUGGGCUGGUUUAUCCUGCCAGCCUGGUCUGGUUGGAUGGGGAGUGCUGCAAGGUGAAGUUUGACAACUACGGAAACGAGGAAGAGAUGAAGCUGAGUGCCCUGCUACCUGAAGCUGCUGACCAGCCCUGGAAGGAAAAACGGGUGAGCCACAGGCAAUAGUGUUGCACGGUAUACCGAAACGUCUGAACUUUUUCGAUACUAGAACAUGAAAAACAGUUUGGUAGUAGUAUUUUUGUUACUUUCGGUACUUCUGUCAAAUGUGUGUCACGUCGUCUACUGAUUGAGAGAGGAUCAAGUCUGUUCCCUUAUAGCGCGAGAGCACCGUGCCUGCUCCACUUUCUCAUUGCUAGCUGGAGCCUGCCAUGAGGAACCACUGAACUCACUGGGAGUCUGGGCUGCAUCACCAGUUAUGCUGCACACAAGUUAAAUCAUCAAAUCAAAAUCAAAUCAAAUGUUAUUUGUCACAUGCGCCGAAUACAACAGUUGUAGACCUUACCGUGAAAUGCUUACUUACAAGCCCUUAACCAACAAUGCAGGUUUAAGAAAAUAUUUUUGAAAUAAAAUAAAAUAAAAAAAUAAAAAAGUAACACGAUAAAAUAACAAUAACGAGGCCAUAUACAGGGGGGUACCGAGUCAAUGUGCGGCGGUACAGGUUAGUCGAGGUAAUUUGUACAUGUAGGUAGGGGUAAAGUGACUAUGCAUAGAUAGUAAACAGCGAGUAGCAGCAGUGUAAAAACAAAGGGGGGAUCAAUGCAAAUUGUCGGGGUGGCAAUUUGAUUAAUUGUUCAGCAGACUUAUGGCUUGGGGGUAGAAGCUGUUAAGGAGCCUUUUGGACCUAGACUUGGCGCUCCGGUACCGCUUGCCGUGCGGUAGCAGAGAGAACAGUGUAUGACUUGGGUGACUGGAGUCUUUGACAAUUUUUUUGGGCCUUCCUCUGACACUGCCUAGUAUAUACAGUACCAGUCAAAAGUUUCGACACACUUACUCAUUCCAGGCUUUUUCUUUAUUUUUACUAUUUUCUACAUUGUAGAAUAAUAGUGAAGACAUAAACGAUGAAAUAACACAUAUAUAAUCAUGUAGUAACCAAAAAAGUGUUAAACAAAUAUUAUAUUUGAGAUUCUUCAAGUAGCCACCCAUUGCCUUGAUGACAGCUUUGCACAUUCUUGGCAUUCUCUCAACCAGCUUCACCUGGAAUGCUUUUCCAACAGUCUUGAAGGAGUUCCCACAUAUGCUGAGCACUUGUCGGCUGCUUUUCCUUUACUCUGUGGUCCGACUCAUCCCAAACCAUCUCAAUUGGGUUGACCUCGUGGGAUUGUGGAGGCCAGGUCAUCUGAUGCAGCACUCCAUCACUCUCCUUCUUGGUAAAAUAGUGCUUACACAGCCUGGAGGUGUGUUGGGUCAUUGUCCUGUUGAAAAACAAAUGAAAGUCCUGCUAAGCCCAAACCAGAUGGGAUGGCGUAUCGCUGCAGAAUGCUGUGGUAGCCAUGCUGGUUAAGUGUGCCUUGAAUUCUAAAUAAAUCACAGACAGUGUCACCAGCAAAGCACCCCCACACCAUAACACCUCCUCCUCCAUGCUUUACGGUGGGAAAUACACAUGCGGAGAUCAUCCGUUCACACACACGCGUCUCACAAAGCCACGGCGGUUGGAACCAAAAAUCUUCAAUUUGGACUCCAGACCAAAGGACACAUUUCCACCGGUCUAAUGUCCAUUGCUCGUGUAUUGGUGUCCUUUAGUAGUGGUUUCUUUGCAGCAAUUCGACCAUGAAGGCCUGAUUCACACAGUCUCCUCUGAACAGUUGAUGCUGAUGUGUCUGUUACUUGAACUCUGUGAAGCAUUUAUUGGGGCUGCAAUUUCUGAGGCUGGUAACUCUAAUGAACUUAUCCUCUGCAGCAGAGGUAACUCUGGGUCUUCCAUUCCUGUGGCGGUCCUCAUGAGAGCCAGUUUCAUCAUAGUUCUUGAUGGUUUUUGUGACUGCACUUGAAGAAACUUUCAAAGUUCUUGAAAUGUUCAGUAUUGACUGACCUUCAUGUCUUAAAGUAAUGAUGGACUGUUGUUUCUCUUUGCUUAUUUGAGCUGUUCUUGCCAUAAUAUGGACUUGGUCUUUUACCAAAUAGGGCUAUCUUCUGUAUACCCCCCUACAUUUACAUUUACAUUUUAGUCAUUUAGCAGACGCUCUUAUCCAGAGCGACUUACAGUUAGUGAAUACAAUUAUUAUUAUUUUUAUUUUUUUAUACUGGCCCCCCCUGGGAAUCGAACCCACAACCCUGGCGUUGCCAACGCCAUGCUCUAUCAACUGAGCUACAUCCCUGCCGGCCAUUCCCUCCCCUACCCUGGACGACGCUGGGCCAAUUGUGCGCCGCCCAUGAGUCUCCCGGUCGCGGCCGGCUGCGACAGAGCCUGGAUUCGAACCAGGAUCUCUAGUGGCACAGUUAGCACUGCGAUGCAGUGCCUUAGACCACUGCGCCCUACCUUGUCACAACACAACUGAUUGGCUCAAAUUCAUUAAGAAGGAAAUAAAUUCCACAAAUUAACUUUUAAGAAGGCACACCUGUUAAUUGAAAUGCAUUCCAGGUGACUACCUCAUGAAGCUGGUUGAGAGAAUGCCAAGAGCGUGCAAAGAUGUCAUCAAGGCAAAGGGUGGCUAUUUUGAAGAAUCUCAAAUAUAAAAUAUAUUUUGAUUUUUAACACUUUUUUGGUUACUACAUGAUUCCAUAUGUGUUAUUUCAUACAAUGCAAGAAGAUACCGGUAGCAUCCAGCUUUUUAGGCUAACUUUCCUUGCUAGCUUACAGCUGAAGCCAACACCAAAGUCAAACUCAAAAGUAAUCAGUAAAACGUUUUGCUACAGUGUGCAACUACUAAAUACACCCUUAGUAAAAUAUUCAUGAUAGCACUGUUGGAAACUUGAUUUCUUUCGGUUCUGCUUCUCAAGCUUGCUUUUAUUACUACCUGGUCUAUUAAAUGUAUAUUCCCCGUAAUGGUGUGUAUGUAUGGUAUUGUGUACCAGGUGUGGAUGCUGGGUUCCCGGUGCCGUGCCGUGUACUCUGAGGAUGGCCUGGUCUACCCAGCGGUGCUGGUGUGGAUGAGAGGCGAACGCUGCCGGGUGAAGUUUGAAGGCUACGGGAAUGAGGAGGAGCUGGAGCUGAGCACCCUGCUAUCUCCAGAUGACCUGGGAGGACACAGUGGAAGAGCUGCUGCCAAGGUGCAGCAAGGGGUCAAACUUCAUUUCAACCCUCAUUUAUGUGGCCUUUAUGACAGACACCAGACGGUUCAAGUAAAGUUUGACAGUAAGAUGUAUCAGACUUUAAAGAUGCACUACGCAGAAAUCGCUCUGCCAUUUCCUGGUUGCUAAAAUUCUAAUAGUUAGCCUAAACAAAACAAGCAAGUAUAGUGUAGCGAGUCAUUGUACCAUCUAAACCGUCGUGAAAUAUAUAUAUAUAUAUAUAUAUAUAUAUAUAUAUAUAUAUAUAUAUAUAACCAAAAAUAUAGUAUUUUAAGAUGUUUGAAGCUGGUGUACAAAACCGAAAGUAAAAGACGCAAAAACAAAACUUAAGAAUGGGAAGCAUAGAAAUAGGUGCACAUAGAACAUAUAUACCGCUUCUUAGACUUGCUUUCAAUGAGAAUGACAGAUCUAUGAUGCACAUUUCUAUGUACAUUUGGUCGGGUUGCCCGAAAACUUCCAUAUUGCAGCUUUAAAUUACAUCAACAAACAUGUCACAAUCCAGUAUAUGGAUGAAGCACUGCGUGGGUCAGCCCAAUAAGGCAAGUUUCUCACCCCUAGGCUGUCGAAGGGUUCAGGUCCACUAGUAACAACAGCGCAGAUUGGAAGAAGAAGGAUAGAGAGUGGAGGACACCUCAACAAGAGGGACGAGAGGAGCCUUCCUCACCUCAGCCACCUGAGUUUCCUCCAGUGAGUCUGGGUGCUAUUCCCUCUUUCAGGACGUCUGGAAUACAUUGUUGACAAAUGGUUAUGGUUUACUGAUGUCUGAUAUUUACAGAUAAGGACGUUUGCAUUCAAAUAUGUCAGACUUGUCCACUAUAGCAUGUCCCCAACCACACAUUUUGAUAUUUGUUGUAUGUUUUUCACACUUUCUCUCUUGUGUUGUUUCAGGGAAAAGACUAUAGCAAAAGCAGCUAUAACCUUGGCAAUGAGCAGGGGGAUAAGAAGAAGCCAAGUAGUCGGAGACAGGAACCAAAUAAUCACCCCUUUCCUUUUUUUCCUCCAGUGCCACCGCCCAAAGGCUGUUUGGUGAGGCUGUUUGCUAUGUGUGUUUCUUACCUACAUGUCUAUCUUCAACCUGUGUGAGACUGGCUACCUCAAGCCUGUACAUCCAGCAAGAGUAAUGUUAUUUAAUGUCUGUGAUAUUAUGUUGUGGGUGUGUUUAUAAAUAAGAGAUCUUGACAGUUUGUAUUUGAGUAUUUAAUGCAGGUGUAAUAAUGUUAUCUUCUCCUCCAGGACUUCCUGUCACUCCUGCCUCCUCCUCCACCUCCACCGUGUGUAUGGCCCCCCCGAGCAGGGCUGGUGGACGCUGGCGAUGGGCUAGACUCGGCCGUGACAGACUUAUCCAGCAUGCUGCUCUCCUGGUACCUGUGUGGCUACCACACUGGCUGCUACAUGGUUAGCAAGAGCCUCUUCCAUUUCUAGACCAUUUGUUCCUAUUGACGGAAACCCUGCCAUGUCCAUAGGUUCUAUUGCCGCGUUCAAAACAACUCGGAAAUCUCAGACUUCCGACUUCAGUGCAUUCAAAACAACUGGGAACUCUGGAGAAAAGAAACGAGCUCCAACUGGGAAAAAUCGAUUUUAAUGGUCAUCCAACUCGGAAUUCCAACAUGGGAACUCGGGCCUCUUUCUAGAGCUCCGACUUUCCGACCUGAAGAUCACUGACGUUGUGAUUUGACCUCAUAUUUUUCAGAGUUCCCAGUUGUUUUGAACGUGGCAACUGUCAAUGUCAAUACUCCCCAUUUAACAUUUCAGGAUCUCCCUUCUCUCAGAUCAUGAUUUAAUUACAACUAAAGGAAACUGAUUUCAUAAUGAUAUAUGGAACUUUACUUUUUGGUUCUUAGGCAAUGCAGCAGACAACGACAAGUCGCAAGAGGGCUCAUGAAGAGAAACGGGCCGAGGAAUAAGGUAAAGUGAUCUACCCUUUAUGUGGUUUCAAAUUCAACUCACUGUAACUCAACUGCUUUAUCAAAGGAUAAUUGUCAUAUUUUAAUUAGGAGGUGGGAUAGCACUGACGCUGUAUAUCGAUCUAUAGCAAUUGAUUAGAACUGUAGGUCUAUUUGGACCUUACGGAAGUGAAGGCAUACGUUUUGCAGUCACUGAAGAUUGCAGACUGAAUAAAUAUCUUAUGAUGAUACAGUGAGGGAAAAAAGUAAUUGAUCCCCUGCUGAUUUUGUACGUUUGCCCACUGACAAAGAAAUAAUCAGUCUAUAAUUUUAAUGGUAGGUUAAUUUGAACAGUGAGAGACAGAAUAACAACAAAAAAUCCAGAAAAUGCAUAUCAAAAAUGUUAUCAAUUGAUGGGAAAUAAGUAUUUGACCCCCUCUCAAUCAGAAAGAUUUCUGGCUCCCAGGUGUCUUUUAUACAGGUAACGAGCUGAGAUUAGGAGCAGACUCUUAAAGGGAGUGCUCCUAAUCUCAGUUUGUUACCUGUAUAAAAGACACCUGUCCACAGAAGCAAUCAAUCAAUCAGAUUCCAAACUCUCCACCAUGGCCAAGACCAAAGAGCUCUCCAAGGAUGUCAGGGAAAAGAUUGUAGACCUACACAAGGCUGGAAUGGGCUACAAGACCAUCGCCAAGCAGCUUGGUGAGAAGGUGACAACCGUUGGUGCGAUUAUUCGCAAAUGGAAGAAACACAAAAUAACUGUCAAUCUCCCUCAGCCUGGGGCUCCAUGCAAGAUCUCACCUCGUGGAGUUGCAAUGAUCAUGAGAACGGUGAGGAAUCAGCCCAGAACUACACGGGAGGAUCUUGUCAAUGUCAAUGAUCUCAAGGCAGCUGGGACCAUAGUCACCAAGAAAACAAUUGGUAACACACUACGCUGUGAAGGACUGAAAUCCUGCAGCACCCGCAAGGUCCCCCUGCUCAAGAAAGAAUAUAUACAGGCCCAUCUGAAGUUUGCCAAUGAACAUCUGAAUGAUUCAGAGGAGAACUGGGUGAAAGUGUUGUGGUCAGAUGAGACCAAAAUCGAGCUCUUUGGCAUCAACUCAACUCGCCGUGUUUGGAGGAGGAGGAAUGCUGCCUAUGACUACAAGAAACGUCUGACCUCUGUGAUUGCCAACAAGGGUUUUUCCACCAAGUACUAAGUGAUGUUUUGCAGAGGGGUCAAAUACUUAUUUCCCUCAUUAAAAUGCAAAUCAAUUUAUAACAUUUUUGACAUGCGUUUUUCUGGAUUUUGUUGUUGUUAUUCUGUCUCUCACUGUUCAAAUAAACCUACCAUUAAAAUUAUAGACUGAUCAUGUCUUUGUCAGUGGGCAAAUGUAGAAAAUCAGCAGGGGAUCAAAUACUUUUUUCCCUCACUGUAUAUAUUAGGACCUACGAUACACCCCUGAGGAUUCUACAGGUAGGCUAUGUACUAUUAAAUGCUCAUAACUCUGUCUGCCUGCCUUUUCCCUUUUCAGGUUGGUUUAAGACCCUAGAAUGGGGAAGAAGACGAAACAGCUGUCCUGUAGAAACAGGACAAGAGUUCCAAAGACUGAAUGUUCUUGUACUACACAGAGGUAGUCCAAUUGGGGCUCUGUGUGUGAUGCAUUCCAGUUUUCAGGGGUUUUUUCUUACUGAAAGUAUGUGUUGUGACCAGAAGAAGAAUGUAGAUGAGCAGUUAGGGGUACGGUGAUCCUAGCUCAUCAAGCCGUUAACUCAGCCUUCCAAAAAGCCUAUUGGAAGUGCUAUCUUUACUUUGACGUUUUUGGCACUUUUCUGUUAUUUUUACUCUUCGAAAAAGCUUUCCC